Molecule: messenger RNA, 1149 nt
Organism: Pestalotiopsis fici W106-1
Lineage: Eukaryota; Fungi; Ascomycota; Sordariomycetes; Amphisphaeriales; Sporocadaceae
Product: mitochondrial phosphate carrier protein
Exons: 2
Coding region: 1-1149 (382 amino acids)
Biological process (GO): mitochondrial phosphate ion transmembrane transport
Cellular component (GO): mitochondrial inner membrane
Molecular function (GO): phosphate transmembrane transporter activity
Source: RefSeq, a predicted model, not a curated record
AUGACGCUCUCCUUGUUCCCCAGCCAGGACUCUGUCCGCAAGAGCUUCGGCUCUCCGCUGCCCCAGUCCAACAAGACUGGACCCACCCCGUAUGCCGCCCGCCCGGAGCUCUACGGAGCUUGGUCCGUCGUCGAGGACGCCAAGAACAAAGCUCAGAAGCUCAGCAAAGAGGCGCAGGCCGAGUUUGACAAGGCCAGCUCCAAGGCUCAGGCCAAGGCAAAGUCGGGCACGAUUGAGCUGUACUCGCGACAAUACUAUGCCGCCUGCGUCGUCGGUGGCUUGAUGGCCUGUGGCUUCACCCACGCCGCCGUCACCCCUUUGGAUCUCGUCAAAUGUCGUCGCCAGGUCGACGCCAAGCUGUACAAGGGCAACUUCCAGGCCUGGGGCCUCAUCUACCGCGCCGAGGGCCUGCGCGGUAUCUUCACUGGCUGGGGCCCGACGCUGCUGGGUUACUCGGCCCAGGGAUCCUUCAAGUACGGCUGGUAUGAAUACUUCAAGAAGACGUACGCCGACAUGGCCGGCCCCGAGGCCGCCUACAAGUACAAGACGGGACUCUACCUCGCCGCCUCGGCCUCGGCCGAGUUCCUUGCCGAUAUUGCCUUGUGUCCCUUUGAGGCCGUCAAGGUCCGCAUGCAGACCACGAUCCCGGCCGCGUACAAGGGCACCUUUGACGGUUUCUCCAAGAUCACGGCUGCCGAGGGCACGGGCGGGCUCUUCAAGGGCCUGUACCCGCUCUGGGGCCGACAGAUCCCUUACACCAUGAUGAAGUUUGCUUCCUUUGAAAACAUUGUCGAGGCCAUUUAUCACAAGCUGCCCGGCGAAAAGAGCGACUACUCCAAGGCGGCACAGACGGGCGUCUCGUUUGUGGGUGGCUACCUGGCCGGUAUCCUCUGCGCCGUGGUCUCGCACCCGGCCGACGUGCUCGUCUCCAAGCUCAACGCCAACCGCGGCGCCGGCGAGGCAUUCGGUGCCGCCGUUGCCCGCAACUACCGUGAUAUUGGCUUUGCUGGUCUCUGGAAUGGUUUGCCCGUGCGUAUCGUCAUGGUCGGUACCCUGACUGGUCUCCAGUGGAUGAUCUACGAUUACUUCAAGGUCUUCAUGGGCUUCCCAACCACUGGUGGUGCGCCCCCGCCUGAGCAGAAGAAGUAG